Messenger RNA from Tigriopus californicus, 1501 nucleotides. RefSeq names its product V-type proton ATPase subunit H-like. The record is from RefSeq and is a predicted model, not a curated record. The coding region runs from base 5 to 1459 and encodes 484 amino acids. Gene Ontology annotation, cellular component: vacuolar proton-transporting V-type ATPase, V1 domain; lysosomal membrane. NCBI's taxonomy places the organism in Eukaryota, Metazoa, Arthropoda, Copepoda, Harpacticoida, Harpacticidae. The transcript has 11 exons. Gene Ontology annotation, molecular function: proton-transporting ATPase activity, rotational mechanism. Gene Ontology annotation, biological process: proton transmembrane transport.
CAUCAUGACCCAAGUCCAGUCCAUAUUGGCGGGCAACAUGCCCGAGGACAUUGAGAAAGGAGAUAUUCAGUUGCGAGACUUAGUACGCUCAUUUUCCACGUCCGUCCUUCAGCAACGAGCUCAAGAUGUCCGAAAUCAGCGCAUCAAUUGGCAAUCCUAUCACAGCUCGAAUGUGAUCGGCGAGGAGGAUUUCAAGUUCAUUGCCCGCAUUGAUAUCCCGGAUCAUCGCGCACGAGAUGCGGUGGUGAGGGAGAAUCCCAUGCAAUUGGCCAAGACCUUUGUGAACUUGCUGAACCUGAUCUCGAAGGACCAGACCAUUCAAUAUCUCCUGACCUUAUUAGAUGACCUUCUCCAAGACGAUAAAUCGCGAGUGGAUUUGUUCAAACAAUAUGCGGCCUCCCGGAACGAGUCCGUGUGGGUGCAUUUUCUGAAUCUACUGAACCGUCCCAUGGGUUUCAUCAUGAACAUGACCUCGAGAAUCAUUGCCAAGAUGGCCUGUUGGUCUCGAGAGCUGAUGGCGGGAUCAGAUCUGCAAUUCUACUUGACCUGGCUCAAGGAUCAGCUUCGAGCCCCGGGUAAUGAGUACAUCCAAAGCGUGGCUCGUUGCCUCCAAAUGAUGCUUCGAAUUGACGACUACCGAAAGGCCUUUGUGCAUUUGGACGGGAUCUCAACCGUGGUCUCUGUUUUGUCUGGACGGGUCAAUUUCCAGAUCCAAUACCAACUCUCUUUCUGCCUUUGGGUAUUGACGUUCAACGCUGACAUUGCCGAGAAGCUUCACAAGUUUGGCGUGAUCCCCAUUUUGGCGGAUAUCUUGACGGAUGCACAAAAGGAGAAAGUGAGCAGGAUAAUCUUGGCCGUAUUCAGGAAUCUGAUCGAGAAGCCCGAUGAUGCCCAAAUCGUGAAGGAGAACUGCAUUUCCAUGGUUCAGUGCAAGGUUAUGAAGCAACUGGAGUUCAUUGAGCAGAGAAAGUUCGACGACGAGGAUAUUCUGGCCGAUAUCGAAUUCCUCAAGGAGAAGAUGGAAGCAUCUCUCCAUGAUCUCAGUUCGUAUGAUGAGUAUGUAACUGAGGUGCAUUCCGGUCGAUUAGAAUGGUCACCCGUGCAUCGGUCCGAGAAAUUUUGGCGUGAGAACGCUCACCGAUUGAACGACAAGAACUACGAAUUGCUGAAGAUGCUUAUCCAUCUCCUGGAGACCACCAAAGACCCGCUGGUCCUGAGUGUAGCCUCGUUCGACCUCGGCGAAUAUGUGCGCCAUUACUCUCGUGGGAAGCAUGUUUUGGAACUAUUGGGCGGUAAGACGAUCGUGAUGAGUUUAUUGGCUCACGAGGACCCGAAUGUUCGUUAUGAAGCACUCUUGGCCGUUCAAAAGCUAAUGGUGCACAACUGGGAGUACUUGGGACGCCAAUUGGAAAAGGAGCAAGUCAAGAAAGGCACUCCACUUCCCAUUAAGGCCAGUUAAGUCGAAAAUGUUUCUUGGCGUUUCAAUGCGAUCGGCGGUAAG